GCCGGGAACGGGAGCACAAGGCAGCAACAGUGGAGAGAAUUCGACGUUUGCUGACGCGUCAACCGGCGCUGGCGGCGUAAACAUGUCGGGCGGUGGUCCAAGUUCAAGCGGUAGCGGAAUAUCCAGUGAGCUGUUUCGUGUUGGUGUACGUAUUCCACCAUUCUGGCCGGAGGAACCUGAGGUAUGGUUUGCACAAGUAGAACUCCAAUUUGAACUUUCGAACGUCACAAGCGACGGUACUAAAUUUAAUUUCGUGGCAUCUCAGCUGGACCAGGAGUAUGCAAGGACGAUGAAGGAUAUUUUGGUCAAUCCACCCAAGACAGGCAGGAACGAUAAAUUUAAAAGUGAGCUAAUCAAGCGCAUAUCAGCGACGCGAGAGAAGAAAACGCUUCAGCUUAUUCAACACGAGGAAUUAGGCGACCGUAAACCGUCCCAAUUCUUGCGUCAUUUACGUGAUUUAGCGGGACCCACCAUUCCUGAUGAAUUUAUUCGUACCAUUUGGGCAAGCCGUCUCCCACCUAAUGUGCAUACCAUUGUUGCUUCGCAGCCAAGCCAGAGUUUAAGCGACGUUGCAGAAUUGGCGGAUCGAGUCAAUGACGUCACGCAGUCUUCCGCCCAAGUCGCAGCCGCUACCGCAAACCCCGCCCCUGCAGUCAACGCCAUGCCAAGUUCUACCUUAGAAGCCAGAGUAGAAGAGCUCACACGGCACGUAGAAACCUUACUCCGAAAUCAAGGUACUGCCUCACUGCCAUCGACCGGUUCACCCGUUGGCCUGAGGCGUACCCUCUCCCGGACAUCACCGCUGACACCUGCGCUGCCGCCUUCGUGUCAGGCUGGGUAGCCCGCUUUGGUUGCCCCGAGCACAUAACCACAGACCGCGGCCGGCAGUUUGAGUCACAGCUCUUCAAGGCCAUAGCAAAACUAACUGGCGCUGAUCAUCACACAACCACAGCUUAUCAUCCUGCGGCGAACGGAAUGGUCGAGAGGCUGCACCGGCAGCUCAAGGCUGCAAUAGCAUGCCACACCAGCACGCACUGGAGCGAGGCACUUCCCUUGGUUCUUCUGGGCAUCCGCAGCGCCUGGAAGGAGGACUUACAGGCAUCAGCAGCUGAACUUGUCUACGGUGAACCACUCCGUUUGCCUGGGCAGUUCUUCACGCCAUCCAAGGAGCCGGUAGACGUCACUGACUUCGCGGGUCGAUUACGAAGCUACAUGAGCAAGCUAGCUCCUCAACCGACAGCUUGGCACUCCAACCGUCUGUUUUACCUACCCAAGGAUCUCCAGACAAGCAGCCACGUGUUCUUGCGUCAAGGGCCAGCACGUCGUCCUCUUCAGCCUGCCUACACCGGUCCUCACAGGGUCAUAAAACGUCGCGACAAGACGUACGACAUAGAUGUGUCAGGAAAAGAGGUCACGGUGACACUCGACAGACUGAAGCCAGCCUACGUCAUGAGGGAAGAGGUUCCAGCAGUUCCAGCACCAAUCCAGGACACCGUCAUCCCACCUGCUCCAGAGAAAAAGACGAAGAGCGGACGAGUGGUCAGAUUUCCCGACUACUAUCGACCGUAGUUACGGUCUCAGCGGGGGAGAACUUGUAGCGGACUGACACGCGAGCAAAAUCGCUACCGCUCAUGAGCUUGGGCAACCGCAGAUCACGCCACCUCCGUACGUCACCUAUUGUCCGAGCGGCCGGUCUGCGCACGCGCACCCGCGCGCCCUCGCCCCGCUAUACCUAACGCCGCUCAGUCGAUCGCCGUUCAAUGCGAUCCUAGCCUUUGCCAAACACACACGCGCGCUUGCUUUGUAUCGAAUCAAUUCUCUUUGCAAUUCACUUUGUUUUUUCGCUUUGUGUUAUACUUUGUUGUGUUUAGUUAUUUCCUUAUUUCCUAUUCAGUGUUAAUUGUUUCUCUUCUAAAUUUAGUGUUCUUUCUUUCUUUAUUUACUGUGCCUUUUGUAACUUCCUUCUGUAAGUGUAAAUUAAAUAGCUAUAUAAAUUGU
This is a messenger RNA of Cydia pomonella (codling moth), 1998 nucleotides long. RefSeq lists its product as uncharacterized. Bases 83 to 841 code for a protein of 252 amino acids. The record is from RefSeq and is a predicted model, not a curated record. The transcript has 2 exons. Lineage: Eukaryota; Metazoa; Arthropoda; Insecta; Lepidoptera; Tortricidae.